Salvia miltiorrhiza (redroot sage) is the source of this 1726-nucleotide messenger RNA. RefSeq lists its product as uncharacterized. Bases 59 to 1591 code for a protein of 510 amino acids. Gene Ontology annotation, molecular function: microtubule binding. NCBI's taxonomy places the organism in Eukaryota, Viridiplantae, Streptophyta, Magnoliopsida, Lamiales, Lamiaceae. The record is from RefSeq and is a predicted model, not a curated record. The transcript has 8 exons.
ACAAAAAUAAAAAGAAAAAGGUUUAUAUCAAUUUAGAGGUUACAAAAGGAAGUUUUGAAUGGAAUUUGGGCAUAGUGGCGAUGUGAUGAAGAAGAGGUCAAGUUUUGGAUUAAGUGUUGCUGAUGAGAAGAUUAAACUGAUUGAUAUUCUGUCUGAAGAUGAUUACUUUCUUGUUGCUUGUGAUCAUUCUCUUCAAUCCUCCGUCUCAGGAAUUGAAAGAAUGGAACAAAAAGAGCAGAAUCUGUGUGUUCAAGAAUCAAGAACAAGUUUUCUAAGAAGAAGCUUAGCAUGGAACAGCGCCUUUUUCAACAGUUCAGGAGUUCUGGAUCCUGAUGAACUCUUCUUCAUGAACAAUGGAGCCAGUGCGACCAGUCUUCUACCUGCUGCUCAUGAAGUCCGAAAUCGAAGAUCCGAAUCUGAAUCCACUAAAAAUAAUGUCAGCAUUUUUGGAGACUGGUUUGAGCUUCAACCAUCAAUCACUGAAUCCAAGUCAAGUAAAGCUUUGAAUGUGGUAGAAAGAAGUUCAAAAUCUAGACCUAAACAAAUUGCCCAAUCUUCAAGAAUAUGUGAUAGGUCUUGUAAUAGCAAGGUGGUUAUUAAAUCUGAUCGAACUUCGAUUGGAAGAAGCAUCAAUGUCGAGAGCGAAGGGAAGAUGAAAAAGGAGUCAUUCUCCAGAAGAGCAUCAGGCAUCAGGAAUUGGCCAGCAAUAUCAAACCACAAUAUGGAGAAUAAAUCCACAAGAACUAGUUUAGGGCAAGGUUUGGUGAUGGGAGAGAAAUCAGCUUACAAGAUUUCAUCAAAUCUUCAACCUAUUACCUCUCUCUCUGCAGCCAAAUUCUCUCCCAUCUUCACACCAACAUCUGCAGCAGCUUCUGCCCUUUCCAAAUCAAAAUCCGAAUUAAAGAAAACUCAACCUUCUGCUUCAUCUUCAACCUCCAAAAUUUCAAGACUCUCAUUUAGGAAAAAAGGGAUUGGAAAUAUCAGUGCUUCAACUCAUUCAACAAGCUCAUUUGCGUCGCCUGCGAAUCCGACCCGCCAUUUCCCCUCUGCAACGCUCUUUUCGCCCGUUCACAAGCAGCGAAGAUCCGUUGAUUCGAAAGAUGUGAAAGAAGCAUCGAAUUUGCAGAGCAGCUUGCAAAUCCCGAAGAGUAUGAGGCCUUCUGGACUGCGGCCACCUUCGCCCCGCCACAGAUUCUUCGAUGAGAGCACUCCUCAGCACGCGGAAAGAAGCAGAAAAAUGCCUCAGAGAAAUCGCAAGAACCCUAGCUCAGAAUCGAGUAAAAGGGAUAUUACAGCUGCCGCCAUUGAUGAGAAAAAUGGGAAGAAGGAAGUGAAUUUUCCCGUGCAUCAACUUGAUAAUCUCUGCAGAAAUUUUGAGGCCGUCGCUCUGGAAAGCGAGAAAAUCAGUCGUGUGAAAGAAGAAAAUAAGCAGCCGAGUUCAAGAAUGGCUUCAUCGAGGCCGUGUAGGAGAACUCCGCUCGCAGACAAAACACCCAAAUGCAAUUUCAGUAGAGCAUUUGCAUCGCCAUUGAUGGAACCAAAGAAAGAUCAGAAGUUGGCGAGGAGGGCAUCAUCUGUUAGAUAUGCUUAGUGAUAUGAUAAUUUUUUCAGAACAAAUUUAAAAUAAAAGUUGUUUAUUACUAUCAAAUUGGAUUUGUUGGAGUUUAUUACAUGAUGUUUAAUAACCUCUAAGUAGGGGUGGUAAUCGGUCCGGUCCGAUUUUCCA